Messenger RNA from Orbicella faveolata, 2293 nucleotides. Its product is annotated as beta-1,3-galactosyltransferase 6-like. Gene Ontology annotation, biological process: protein O-linked glycosylation; glycosaminoglycan biosynthetic process. The record is from RefSeq and is a predicted model, not a curated record. Gene Ontology annotation, cellular component: Golgi membrane. Lineage: Eukaryota; Metazoa; Cnidaria; Anthozoa; Scleractinia; Merulinidae. Gene Ontology annotation, molecular function: galactosylxylosylprotein 3-beta-galactosyltransferase activity.
UAUUCAGAGGAAAUGUUCUUGUUGCUCAGUCAGAAACUGUAUCGCUUCCGCUAAUGAGGCAAAUAUUGUAAACAAAUUAUUUCUUGGUUUCCUACCGUAACAGAAGAAAGCAGCUUAAGUGUUUAAUUGUUAUUGUUUAGAGGUUUAAUAGCGAAAUCAAAACAAUGAAAAUUACAAAAUUUCUUACAGCAUGGUUUCAAAUCAAGAAGACUUUAAAACUCCUUUUGAAGAAAAGUUGACGGAGCAACUUUAAAACAAGUGCCUUCAAAAAUUUGAAAAAUGUAGAACAAAAAGGCACUGACCACAAUUCGCAAUUAGUGUGAAUUCCCCGGGCAGCAACUUCCAGCAAAAGAUGUGAAGACUGAAGUGAAUGAACCUUCUUCUCACUGUGCACUUAACUGUUUCGUAAUUUCACUAAACUACGAUUUCUGUUGUUGAUCACUUGGUGAUUUAUGUGACUGUUCUUGUACUGUUCCACAUUUUGCGCACGAAUCUAAUUGCAAAAGAGUUUUGCAGGCUUCUGAGUCAAUUAUAUUGUUUCUAAUAUAAUUAUUCCCCUCAGUGUUGGUCGCUACUGGUAAAUAUCCACCACUAGCCACCGUACCUCUCGGCUGUGGGUAUUGUUGUGUCAUACCUAGUCAACCAAAGUUGCAUAUGUCCAUAAACCUUUUUAGCCUCCAGGGCGUUUUGUUGCCUCAUUUCAGACCAUGUGAUGAUACUCUUGAGAAUUCUUGCUUCUUAGAUUUUUAAAUAGUCGCGUGUAUAUGAAUGAAUAAUUUUUAUACGGAUAAAAGACCAAUUCUCUAAAGAAUAUCCCUGGUCUGUACUGGGAGUGGGAAGACAAACUGCCCACGCUAAAAAGGUCUCUUACAGAGGAUCUUAAAACUGUUUCCUUGGCAACGAGCAAGUGUGCAUGAGUUACUGACGCUGAAGAACAACUUGCCUUUUUCUUAAUUUAACUAUGCUGAAAGGAAUAACGAAUGUGUUAUUGAUUUAGCUUUUUUGUUUAGUGUUAGACGUACUAUAUCACGGACAAGGUAGAGAAGACCAGAAGACCUCUGGAUGUCACACACAACCCAGCCAUGCCUCGACGAUUCAAACUUCUCCAGCUUAUCGUCCUCCUGACAGGAGUGCUAAUGCUGCUUCUAAACUUGAAGCAUCCCAUAGAACCUGUCACACCGGACCAACCGGACAUGCUCCCUUUUCGUAUCAACGUCAGAGAAAUCCAAGGUGAAAUGGUCUGGCCAAUACCUGACGUCACUGUAGGGCUGCCUAUAAGUCACAUCCGGGACUUAGGUGAGAACAAGGCACGUGUUCCUCUUGUGAUAAUUGUAUCUAGCGCGCCUGUCAGGUGGGAGAGAAGAGACGCUAUUCGUCAGACUUGGUGGAAGCAUUGCAAUGCUAUUAAAGAGGUUGCUUGUCACUUCUAUACAGACGGACUAGUCGUCAACAGGAAAGUACAGAAGACUCUUUUGCAAGAAAAAUCCCUGUACGGAGACUUAGAAUUCCAGCCACUUCUAGGCGGCGUGGAAUUUGGACUCCGCUUCUUGUACCACGCGAAAUGGGCUUCAGCAAACUAUGAUUUCCAACACUUUCUUCGAGUGGAUGACGACUAUUUCGUGUGCAUUAAAAAACUGUUGAACGAGCUGCCUCUGCGCCCAAAAGAGAAUCUCAUUUGGGGAAAUUUCCACUGUGAAGCAAACACUUCCUGGAUUGACGAAUCAUGGAUGCUUUUCUCACGUGACGUCGUCGGCAAAUUUCUGAACCAAGACGCGCGCAUGAUGCUGUGCCAUCCACACGCUGACCAGCAGAUCGCCAUGUGGCUCAACAAUAUUUCGAGUCGGUUGUAUUUUCAUGAUGAAAGGUUGAAUCAUGUGGUACCUGACUCGUUUGAUUGGCAGGCGAGGAACGUUUGUGAUGCAUACAUGGGCAUUCAUCGUGCAUUCGCCAAGCGCAUGCUCCAGCUGGGAGAGGUCAGCGGAGAUGGCUCUAAAUCGGUGCCUGCUGUUGCUAACUACACGGAGCAUUGUGAAUAUGACACGUUUGACUACACGAAGCUACACAAGAAUUACUUCUACGAACCUAAACCUUGUGUUGAGAAUGCAUUAUGGGUGAAACAUCACCGUUUGUGGAUAGGAGAGGAAGGGAGGAAAAGAGGUUGGAUUUGAAAACUCGAAAAUGAGAACCUUGCGAAACAUCCUUGUCCCCAGAAGCCGCGCUUCGUUUGGUCAGCACCAAGAAUCGCGACCUCUGGGAGGGUCCAACACCGGAAGUCCGCGAUUCACGGACUUCC